This is a messenger RNA of Aspergillus calidoustus, 897 nucleotides long. NCBI's taxonomy places the organism in Eukaryota, Fungi, Ascomycota, Eurotiomycetes, Eurotiales, Aspergillaceae. The record is from the annotation of a GenBank genome assembly.
AUGGACUCGACGAAACCUGCUAGACGCAGUCAUGACCGAGGGCCGGCACUUCCACUCAACAUAAGCCGGAAAGACCUGAAGAUAUACGAUACCUGGGAUGAGGAUAAAUUCGAACAAUGUGAUUUCAUGUACAAGGCGCCAACCGGCGAGAUCUUCAUAGGCCACUCCCACAGACAGAGCAACGCCUUGAGGGUUUCGACAAUGAAAGCCGCUCUGAAGCGCGCCCCAGACGACGAGGUCUACCCCAGGCUGCCCGAAAGGAACAACAACACCACCACCACCACCACCACCUGCACCACCGGCACACCAUUGCAGCCCCUGACACUCGCGCCUGCGGAUAUCCUCGCCGACCCUUCGCAGAUCUUUGAGAAACAGCCAGACAUUGGCUGGUGCUGUGUUAGCGCAGAGGAGUUCGCGGCAAGAAUGUUCCAUGAAGCGCGCAUCAUGCAGAUGACUGCGGAAAAGUCGCAUCCGUACAUUAUCAAGUACUAUGGCCUCCGCGUGGAGCGAGAACUUGUCAAAUCGCUGGUAUUUGAGCGACUCGAUAAAGCCCUUGUCAAGUACGCCGCGACACGUGAAUUCGCUAGGCUGGACAAGGGCUCGUUCUUCAGACGCCUUGAGUCGGCUGUUCGGCAUCUGCAUUCGCUGGGUCUCGCGCACAAUGACAUUCAUCCAAAUAAUGUCAUGAUCCGUGAACGGGAGAAUGGGGAGGUUGAACCGGUACUCAUUGACUUUGGGUCCUGCGCGCCGGUGGGGGAGAAGCUGCAGUUCACAUUGGGGACACCGGGGUGGUAUGAGGAGGAGUUUGAUACAUCGGAGAAAGAGCAUGAUCUGUACGCUCUUGGGAAGAUGAAGAAGUGGUUACAUGCUGCUGAUAGUCAAUGUGUCUGUUCCUAG